This is a messenger RNA of Scomber scombrus (Atlantic mackerel), 3318 nucleotides long. Its product is annotated as transmembrane protease serine 9-like. Gene Ontology annotation, molecular function: serine-type endopeptidase activity. The coding region runs from base 1 to 3318 and encodes 1105 amino acids. NCBI's taxonomy places the organism in Eukaryota, Metazoa, Chordata, Actinopteri, Scombriformes, Scombridae. Gene Ontology annotation, biological process: proteolysis. The transcript is spliced from 16 exons. The record is from RefSeq and is a predicted model, not a curated record.
AUGUCUGCUGCUCACUGCUUCUCCAGUACCAACACAAAUAGAUGGCAGGUUUCCCUUGGUCGUCAGAACCUGCAGGGCACAAACCCAAACGAAGUGACCAGAACUGUUGCCAGAAUCAUUUUGCAUCCAAACUAUGACAGCAACACCAACAACAACGACAUUGCUCUGCUCAAACUCUCCUCACCAGUCAAAUUCACGGACUACAUCAGACCUGUGUGUCUGGCAGCCAGCAGCAGUGUUUUCAACAAUGGCACUGAUAGCUGGGUCACUGGCUGGGGUGCAGUCAAGGAGGGAGUGUCAUUACCGUUCCCUGAAACUCUACAAGAGGUGGAGGUGCCAGUUCUGGGAAACAGACAGUGUAACUGUCUCAAUGGAGUCGGCACAGUCACAGACAACAUGAUCUGUGCUGGUGUUCUGGCAGGAGGCAAGGACUCAUGUCAGGGUGACUCGGGAGGUCCAAUGGUGAACAAGCAGGGCGAUGUGUGGGUCCAGUCUGGAAUCGUUAGUUUUGGUUUUGGCUGUGCUCGGCCCAAUCUGCCAGGAGUCUACUCCAGAGUGUCCAGUUACACGUACUGGAUCAACUCCCAUAUCACGUCUGAUAAGCCAGGCUUUGUCCAGUUCGCCUCAAGUGGGCUGGAUGCUGACAGCAGCUACACCUGUCCUGGUCUGCCACCUCCUGUCAUAACUAUUACUACUACUGAUGCUACUGCAGGAUCAGAUAUUACAACAUCAGAUCCAGUAUCCAUGUGUGGCAUCACUCCACUGAACAUACGGAUAGUUGGAGGUGAAGAUGCUCCAGCAGGAAGUUGGCCCUGGCAGGUUAGUCUGCAGAGAUUUGGCAGCCAUGUUUGUGGUGGUUCCCUCAUCAACAGUGAGUGGGUGAUGUCUGCUGCUCACUGCUUCUCCAGUACCAACACAAAUAGAUGGCAGGUUUCCCUUGGUCGUCAGAACCUGCAGGGCACAAACCCAAACGAAGUGACCAGAACUGUUGCCAGAAUCAUUUUGCAUCCAAACUAUGACAGCAACACCAACAACAACGACAUUGCUCUGCUCAAACUCUCCUCACCAGUCAAAUUCACGGACUACAUCAGACCUGUGUGUCUGGCAGCCAGCAGCAGUGUUUUCAACAAUGGCACUGAUAGCUGGGUCACUGGCUGGGGUGCAGUCAAGGAGGGAGUGUCAUUACCGUUCCCUGAAACUCUACAAGAGGUGGAGGUGCCAGUUCUGGGAAACAGACAGUGUAACUGUCUCAAUGGAGUCGGCACAGUCACAGACAACAUGAUCUGUGCUGGUGUUCUGGCAGGAGGCAAGGACUCAUGUCAGGGUGACUCAGGAGGUCCAAUGGUGAACAAGCAGGGCGAUGUGUGGGUCCAGUCUGGAAUCGUUAGUUUUGGUUUUGGCUGUGCUCGGCCCAAUCUGCCAGGAGUCUACUCCAGAGUGUCCAGUUACACGUCCUGGAUCAACUCCCAUAUCACGUCUGAUAAGCCAGGCUUUGUCCAGUUCGCCUCAAGUGGGCUGGAUGCUGACAGCAGCUACACCUGUCCUGGUCUGCCACCUCCUGUCAUAACUAUUACUACUACUGAUGCUACUGCAGGAUCAGAUAUUACAACAUCAGAUCCAGUAUCCAGCAUGUCAAGUGCUGAAUUGUGUGGCAUCACUCCACUGAACAUACGGAUAGUUGGAGGUGAAGAUGCUCCAGCAGGAAGUUGGCCCUGGCAGGUUAGUCUGCAGAGAUUUGGCAGCCAUGUUUGUGGUGGUUCCCUCAUCAACAGUGAGUGGGUGAUGUCUGCUGCUCACUGCUUCUCCAGUACCAACACAAAUAGAUGGCAGGUUUCCCUUGGUCGUCAGAACCUGCAGGGCACAAACCCAAACGAAGUGACCAGAACUGUUGCCAGAAUCAUUUUGCAUCCAAACUAUGACAGCAACACCAACAACAACGACAUUGCUCUGCUCAAACUCUCCUCACCAGUCAAAUUCACGGACUACAUCAGACCUGUGUGUCUGGCAGCCAGCAGCAGUGUUUUCAACAAUGGCACUGAUAGCUGGGUCACUGGCUGGGGUGCAGUCAAGGAGGGAGUGUCAUUACCGUUCCCUGAAACUCUACAAGAGGUGGAGGUGCCAGUUCUGGGAAACAGACAGUGUAACUGUCUCAAUGGAGUCGGCACAGUCACAGACAACAUGAUCUGUGCUGGUGUUCUGGCAGGAGGCAAGGACUCAUGUCAGGGUGACUCGGGAGGUCCAAUGGUGAACAAGCAGGGCGAUGUGUGGGUCCAGUCUGGAAUCGUUAGUUUUGGUUUUGGCUGUGCUCGGCCCAAUCUGCCAGGAGUCUACUCCAGAGUGUCCAGUUACACGUCCUGGAUCAACUCCCAUAUCACGUCUGAUAAGCCAGGCUUUGUCCAGUUCGCCUCAAGUGGGCUGGAUGCUGACAGCAGCUACACCUGUCCUGUCCUGUCAGCUUCAACAACGACAAGACCAAUUACACCUGCCCAAAUUGUAACCAGUCCGGCAAGGUCAGUAUGCGGUGUUGCCCCAAUGAACAGUCGUGUGGUAGGUGACAGUGGUGUUGUACCUGAGGGGACGUGGCCCUGGAUGGUUAGCCUCCACAAAAAUGGGAUCUACACUUGUGGGGGAACCCUGAUUGCUGACAGCUUUGUCCUCACUUCUGCCCAAUGUUUCUCUACCCCCAAUCCAAACGUCAGUGAGUGGAGUGUGUUUUUGGGUCAGCGACGUGUGGGUGACUCAGAAGAGUUUGAGAUGUCUUCAGCUGUUGUGAAAAUUACAGUGACAAAAAUGACCGGCUCCAAUAUUGCACUGCUGCAGCUAGCUAAAACAGUCAGCUACAGUGAUUAUAUCCAGCCUUUGUGUGUGGACAUUAGCAAUGCCAGAUCUUUCCCUGUUGGAAGUCAGUGCUGGGUGGCAGGCUGGGGUAAGGGAUUCAAAAGCACAGGCACUGUUAGAGCUGGCACAAGUCUUCGAGACCUUGAAACUCAAGUAACAAAUUGUGAGAAUGUUUCUGACACAGAGAACAUUUGCACGUAUUCUAUGGAGAUUCAGCAGGAGGAUCAGGGUGGCCCUCUGUUAUGCAAGUCAGAUUCAUCAUGGUUCCAGGUGGCCGUUGUAACUACUGGUGGAAGCAAAUCUGUCCGUGCAGACAUUCAAAUCUUUGUCAAAACUUCAAAAUUUGGGUCAUUCUUAAAGGAGACAGUGGGCGACAUGCCAUCUCCUGCUGCCACGGGAGGUACAGCAGGUUUCUCCUCGUCCUCAUUCCUGUCCUUCUUUGUCCCCAUUACCUCCAUGUUCCUGUUGUCCAGCUUUUAA